AGUUUGAAAGUGACGUCAUAAUCAUGCGACUGCGGCUGUCACAUAAUCAUGGAUAACAUGUGAACCGGUUUCUGCAAAAGUAUCACAUAUGAAGGUUUGUGAUGAGUUGCAGGACAUAACCCGUAAUCAGUGAGUCCUGGUCUGAUUCUGUUGACCUGUCGCCAUGGCCAGUCGUGUUCUGGGGAGAUGUGGCCGUUUGCUGUGCCUUGCUUCACUUCAGGCUCCUGCAGUCACCGCCCGCCUGUUGCCAGCUGUGGCUGCAGAGGUGCAUAGGUUUCCUCUAUGGGCGACAGCAGGAGGGAGACUCAUGUGUGAGGCAAGGACAGUAAAGAAAAAAGACGAUUUGCCUCUUAUGCCCACACGCACACGUCUGGAGGAGCUGAUGGAUCGAGCUGUUGAGCCAGAGGACAUCCUGCAGGCUUGGGCAGAGAAUUCAGGAACAGGCAACCAAGCAGGCAUUUCCCUUAAAAGGUGGACUCAUUUGGUGAUAAAAACAAAGGGCAAGUUUAAGGAACAACCCCCCGAACUGUUGGAAGAUCCAAGACUGAAGAAUAUGUUGAAAACUCUGUCUCAGCAGGUGUCGUUAGUGUGGAACAGCACUCUGGUGUCUGCUUUACAAGCUCUGUGGAUUAUGAACCUCCCCCCCACAGAUCCAGUGCUGAAUUCUGUUGAAACCGAGAUCCAGUGGCGUAUGCGCAGACUCACCUACAAACAGCUGGCUCACCUGAUCGAUUGGGGUAUUGGCCGGAAAGGACCACAGGAUGUGGUCAUAGUCCAAGCUGCUAUGAAACAGCUUGAGCUACGUUGGACUGAGAUUGCUGAUGUUAGAUCAGUCAGUACAUUAAUAUCUAAAGGGGAGCAGAUGGCACCUACACUUCUGGACAGACUGGAGGAUAAGGCUUUGGAGUUAGCUGAAGCUUUCACAACAGAAGAUAUUCGUAAAGUCUGUGUAUCGUUGGCAGCCCAGAGUCGGCGCUCUGUCCCUAUUCUCAGAGCUUUGUCAUACCACCUUCUGCAGAAGUCAUCGUCAGAGUUCACCACUCAUCUCAUGCUGGAUAUGGCAUUUGCAUAUGGAAAACUGAACUUCCACCAUACUCAGGUGUUUCAGCGCAUGGCCUCAGAGCUCUUACCCAGAAUCCCUGAGCUCAGCCCUGUUGAAGUCACUCGUCUAUCCAAGUCCUUUGGUUUCCUUAAAUGGCUUCAUCUUCCUCUGUUUGAGGCCUUUGCUGAGCAUUAUACUUUAAACAGUGAGAAAUACAAUGUUUUUCAACUCUCCAAUCUCCUCAUGACAUUUGCUCGACUUGGUUUCCAGCCAAGCAAAGGAGAUGAGUUCUAUACAAAGGUUCACUCAUCCCUGAAAGACUCUUUCUCCAGAUUUGAGCCUUUCCUGCAGACAGAUGUGGCGUGGUCCUUGUGUGUAUUGCAGCAGGCUAAACCACAGUAUCUGAUCCCUCUAUUACAGGAGCGACACAUCUCCACUUUCACAGAUGCAUCCCCAGCUCGCAGAGAUAACUAUCGGCUGAAGCUCCUACAUGUUGCUGCCACUCUUCAGUUAGAACAUCCAGAGUCUUUCAACACACAACCCUUUCAAAAUGUUCUGGAUGCCCUUCGACACCAAAGCCCCAGCUCCCACCUCUCACCUCUACAGACCAGCCUUAGACAAAUCCUACACAUUCUGGUGGACAGCAGAACAGAUGCUCUCCGUGUGGGUGUUGACACAGUCUAUGGUUGGACUAUUGAUGGUGAAAUAGUUGUGGACAAUGACAACAAGCCAGUGAGCUUGUUGCCCUUCAAAGCCUCACAUUUACCCAGUGGAGGAGGACAAGAAAAUUUACCUGAUGGAGCGCACCGAGUUGCUUUCUUGCCCUGGGAAUUUCCAAACUUCUGCUCAAAGAGUAAAGACCUCUUGGGACGGUUUGUUAUGAUGAAGAGACACCUUCAGCUCGCAGGCUUCAUCACAGUGGAGGUACCAUAUUACGAGUGGUUGCAGCUUAAGAGUGACUACCAGAAACUGUCAUAUUUGAAGGAUAAAAUCGGUAAAGCUGUGGCAGAAGACAUGGCCAAGUGAAAGGGACGGCGAUAGUGCAGGCUCAGCUAAAUGAGAGCUUCCCUGACUCAAUGAGACCACAGGGAAUAUACACACAAACACCCACGCUCACAGCAUUGCAGAAAAAUACCGGAUCAUAUUUUGUUAAGGAAAGAAAUAUAAAUAUAUAUAUGGUUUUGGUUCCCGUGGCAACGUGUGGGGCUUUCCCUGUUUCCAUAGAGAUGAUGAGCAAGAGGUUUAGGAGGCAAAGAGACAGAAAUAAACACAACUGCAAGGAAAAAUUAUCUUAUCAACUUCUGCAAGAAAGAUGUCAAUGCAGAAUCCUGUAGGUCAUUGGAAAAAGCAUUGUCUUCAUUGUCUUGGAUUAUUUAACUCUUCUUAAACAGAAUGAACAUGAUUGGAGGCAUUGUGUGAUGAAAUAAAAUGUUUUAUUGCAUUUUUGAAGCUGGAUUCUGUCUUUGUGGGUUAGGUAUGUGGAGAUGGAAAUGAAAAAUGAGGUACGAUAAUUUGCUUC
Molecule: messenger RNA, 2561 nt
Organism: Periophthalmus magnuspinnatus
Lineage: Eukaryota; Metazoa; Chordata; Actinopteri; Gobiiformes; Gobiidae
Gene: fastkd4
Product: transforming growth factor beta regulator 4
Exons: 11
Coding region: 164-2068 (634 amino acids)
Biological process (GO): regulation of mitochondrial mRNA stability; mitochondrial RNA processing
Cellular component (GO): ribonucleoprotein granule; mitochondrial matrix
Molecular function (GO): RNA binding
Source: RefSeq, a predicted model, not a curated record